Clarias gariepinus (North African catfish) is the source of this 6400-nucleotide messenger RNA. It is a transcript of the gene met, whose product is annotated as MET proto-oncogene, receptor tyrosine kinase. Gene Ontology annotation, biological process: cell migration; protein phosphorylation; nervous system development. NCBI's taxonomy places the organism in Eukaryota, Metazoa, Chordata, Actinopteri, Siluriformes, Clariidae. The transcript has 21 exons. Gene Ontology annotation, molecular function: protein binding; transmembrane receptor protein tyrosine kinase activity; ATP binding. The record is from RefSeq and is a predicted model, not a curated record. Bases 341 to 4468 code for a protein of 1375 amino acids. Gene Ontology annotation, cellular component: signaling receptor complex; membrane.
CGCACCGAGCGCGCUGCGCUAACUGCUUUAACGGUUUAUAUAAAUAGAGAGUGAGAGUGAGGGAGUUAAACCGGUUAGUGUUCAGUCCGGGAGUCACACCGCUCUCCCCUCCUGUGUGUGUGUGUGUGUGUGUGUGUUUAUACAUCUCUUAUAAAGGACGUGAUAAGUGGAGACUUUACUCAGGAAACUUUAGUGGUAUUUUGGCAGUCCGGCGCUGCGCGAGACGGCGGAGCGCGUGUGUCUCCUAACACACCAUGUAAAGAUGUGAUUCCGGAUAUAAAAAUCUCUCUUUAAUUUUUCUGCCGACGUCAGUCAGGCUGCUUUUACACAGACAAGCAAAAUGAGAAUUACCCUUCCCAAAGCCGGAUGCAUUCUUCUCAUUCUUCAGACGUUAUGCUGCGGCAUUUUUGGCCAGUGCAAGGAACCAAGUGAAACCUCCAAACUCAAUCUCUCUGUCACGUACGACCUCCCUCGCUUUGUCUCGAACACACCUGUCCAGAAGCUUCUAGUUUUUAACGGGAGCGUAUACGCCGGCGCUACAAACACUCUCUACACGUUAUCUGGCGACCUCGAACAACUGUCCCAGUAUAAGACCGGACCCGUGCACGAUGACCCGAAGUGCAAAGCCUGCUCAGGCUGCUCCGGCCGACCCCCCAACGCCAACAACACCAGCACGGCCCUUAUCAUGGAGACCUACUACGACCCCGAGCUGUUUGUCUGCGGCACGGUCGGGAACGGCGUCUGCAGCUGGCACCUGCUGGAAGACGGUCAGCUGGACGUCGAAGUCAACUGCAUCGGCUCCCACAACAAUGACGGCAGCCGCCAUGUCGCCGGUCCAUCUGGGACGCAGAUCGUGAACGUGGAAGUUGGUAGAGUCGUGCGGUUCUUCGUGGCCAAUUCCGAGCCGCUGGAUCCACCUCCAGGACCACGUCUUCACCACACCAUCUCCGUACGGAAGCUGUGGGACACACAAGACCGAUUCGAGUUUGUUUCCGAGCAGUCCUACAUGGACCUAAAGCCAGCGCUGCGCGGGAACUACCCCCUGCGCUACGUCUACUCCUUCCACAGCGGCUCAUACGUCUAUUUCCUCACCGUGCAGCGGGAGAGCAGCACGUCCAGGGCUUUCCACACGCGAAUCGUCCGCAUCUGCAGCUCCGACCUCGAGCUCCAGCACUAUGUGGAAAUGCCCUUCGAGUGCAUCUAUUCUGAGAAAGGCAGACGCAAGCGCUCGACGCAGAUGGUGUUCAACGUCCUUCAGGCGGCUCACGUGGCCAAAACCGGAAGCAACCUACGCAGGGAGAUGGGCUUCAAAGAAGGAGAGGACGUACUCUUCGCCGCGUUCGCCAAGAGCAAGCCGGACUCGCCCGAGCCCACGGCAAGCUCCACGGUGUGCGUCAUCUCCAUCGCGGAAAUCAACAACUUCUUCAAGGACUUCAUGAAGCAGGCCUACACCAAGCCGCUCUACCACUUAACAGGAGCCAAAAUGAAGUCCUACAACCAGAGCUCGUUUGAUGAUUCCUUCGGCUGUGGGAAGCAUGACAAAGGUUACAGGUUGGAGGUUAAAGGAACCAAUCCACGUAAGGACUGGUUUAACGGCCGCUUCAGGGACGUUCUUCUCACCUCUAUCGCCGUGGUGCCCGUGCAGGAGCACACAGUGGCUACUCUGGGGACUGCAGAUGGUAGAGUCAUACAGGUGGUGGUUUCCCGUUUUGGCAACACGGAGCCGCAUGUGAACUUCCUUCUGGACACGCUCCCCGUCUCCUCAGAAGUCGCAGUGUUGUCUCCGCAGAGCUCGGACGCCGCCUUACUGCUAGUCACCGGAAAUAAGGUACACAAGGUGCAUGUAAUCGGGCCCGGCUGUGAGCAGUUAUUAAACUGCAGCUCGUGUCUUCUCGCUCCUGCCUUCAUGGGUUGCGGUUGGUGCCGGAACCGGAACCUCUGUACUCGCUCACCUCAGUGCACCCGGUCGAGCUGGAGCCAAGAUUCCUGCCCGCUCCUCAUCACUGAGAUCUUUCCUAAAACGGCUCCACUGAAAGGCCACACCAGCAUCACGAUCUGUGGCAAGAACUUUGGCUUCAGUAAGAAAGAUCGCUUUGACGCCAAGCUCAUCAACGUGGACGUAGCCAAAGCCAAGUGCAAGCUGACGGAUAAAGACGUCAGCAGUCAUCGGUUGAUUUGCAGCCUGGAUCAUGUGAACGCGUCCAGUUCCGUUCACUCGGUCAGAGUACGCAGCGGGAAGGAGAUAGGACAGCUCGAGGGCUUCUCGUUUGUGAUCCCUGUUAUUAAAGAAAUCGUUCCCGAAUUCGGUCCCAAAUCUGGUGGAACCAUGCUGACCAUUAAGGGUUCGUACCUGGACAGCGGAAGCUCACGAAAGGUUACGAUCGGAACCGGUACCUGCACAGUUCAAAGUUUAUCAGCCAACAUGCUGACAUGCCAGACUCCGCCUCAGGACUCGCUGUCGCAGCUUAACGUGCAGUUGCGUAUCGACGGUGUGAGCAUUAAAGCUCCGGUCAAUUACAGCUACAACGAGGAUCCGCUCAUCCACAACGUUCAGCCCACACGCUCCUUCAUCAGUGGAGGCAGCACGGUGAUAGCAUCUGGCGUCUACCUCCACUCAGCCAUGCAACCUCAGAUGGUCCUCAGCGGUCCCCCGUUCACCAAGGACAAAGAGGUUUAUGUGACCUGCACGCAGGGUGAAGACAAACUGGCCAUCGUGUGCAUCACCCCCUCGCUCAAGGGCCUCAACGUUCGUCCCCCGGUCGCCACCAAGAUGAAGUUCGUCCUCGACGGCUUCUCCACACGUCAUUACGACCUGACCUACGUGGAGGACCCGAAGUUUGAGGAGUUUCAGAAGCCCACUCUCACUCCAAGAGGCAGCAGGAGUGUGCUGGAGAUUAAGGUUCCCCGUGUGGACGUAGAGGCGGUGAAGGGAGAGGUGCUGCGGGUGUCGAACCGCUCCUGCGAGAGCGUAACCCUGGUGGGAAACACGCUGGAGUGCACGGUUCCCUCCGAGCUCCAGACCGCCACCAGAGAGCUCGAGGUGGAGUGGAUGCAGGCCUCGUCCUCUGUGAUCCUGGGCCGCGUGGUUUUGGCACAGGAGCAGGACUACAGGCCGCUGAUCGCCGGCGUGGUGUUCGUAACCAUCCUGCUGCUCCUAAUGCUCGCGCUCUUCGUCUGGAUCAAAAGGAAGAAGCACAUCGACGAUUUAACUGAGGGGAUGGUUUGGUAUGACGGCCGCGCUCACAUUCCACACUUGGACAUGCUGGCAAACGCGAGGAGUGUCAGUCCCACUAACGAAUUGGUGUCUCACGAGUCUCUGGACUAUAGAACCACUUUGCUUGAGGACCAGAGCUUGCCGAUGUCUCCGAGCGAGACGUGUCGCCCUCCCCCGUACGUCCACCACAUGCACAUGGACCUGUCCUCCAUGCUGGGCGCGGAAGGAGAACCGUCUUCCCCGCUCCUGCCCGGUUCGGCACUCGUGGACCUGAGCAGCCUCCACCCUGAGCUCCUGAAAGAGGUGCAGCACGUCGUCAUCGCCAGGGAAGACCUGCUCCUACACGUCAACGAGAUUAUCGGAAGAGGACACUUCGGCUGUGUUUUCCACGGGACUCUGCUGGAGCCAGACGGCCAGAAACAGCACUGCGCAGUCAAGUCUUUAAACCGUAUCACAGAUAUCGAAGAGGUCUCUCAGUUCCUGAAGGAAGGAAUCAUCAUGAAGGACUUCAGCCAUCCCAAUGUGCUGUCUCUGCUGGGGAUCUGCCUCCCUAGUGAAGGCUCUCCUCUGGUGGUCCUGCCCUACAUGAAGCACGGAGAUCUGCGCAACUUCAUCCGAGACGAGAGCCACAACCCCACGGUGAAGGAUCUCAUGGGCUUCGGCUUGCAGGUGGCUAAAGGCAUGGAGUAUCUUGCCAGCAAGAAGUUCGUACACCGAGAUCUCGCGGCCAGGAACUGCAUGCUGGAUGAGAGUUACACAGUAAAAGUGGCGGACUUUGGCCUGGCCAGAGACGUGUACGAUAAGGAAUACUACAGCGUCCACAACAAGAGCGGAGUCAAGCUGCCCGUCAAAUGGAUGGCUUUGGAAAGUCUGCAGACUCACAAAUUCACAACCAAGUCUGAUGUCUGGUCGUUCGGGGUGUUGCUAUGGGAACUGAUGACCCGAGGAGCCCCGCCCUACUCGGACGUCAACUCCUUUGACAUCACGGUUUUCCUCCUGCAAGGACGAAGACUCCUGCAGCCCGAGUUCUGCCCCGAUGCCCUCUACAACGUGAUGAUCGAGUGCUGGCACCCGAAACCCGAGCGGCGCCCCACUUUCUCCGAGCUGGUCUCGCGCAUCUCCGCCAUCUUCUCCAGCUUCAGCGGAGAGCACUACAUCCUCCUGAACACCACCUACGUCAACAUCGACAAGAUGACCCCCUACCCUUCUCUCAUCUCGUCUCAGAGCCAGCUGGACCGGGACUGCUGCACCUGAAAGCGGACAGAAAGAGAGAGAGAGAGAGAGAGAGAGCGGAGACGGAAUACACACACACACAAACAAAACAACACACAUACACACACAAUAGAAGAAGCAGGAAGGGAGGAAAGCUAUCCGGGACCGGCGUAAAGGGAGGGAGCUGAUUGUCUGAUUGUCUUUAUCACUGUAGAUAGAGUCGAGCUCCGUGCAGCGUCCUCCCCGCCGACACGCACCCCGACCCGAGAGACUGACAGACGCAGAGCAGCUCUCAAGGUGUCGUCUCUUACACAAGACAAACGCUGAUCUAAACUGUGAAGAGAAGUCAGGGGUAGCUCAGUGGUUAAGGCACUGGCCUACACUUCGGAAGGUCCCAGGUUCAAAUCCCACGACCACGAAGGUGUCCCUGUUGGGCCCCUGAGCAAGUCCCCUGAACCCCUCAACUGCUCAGAUGUAUAAUGAGAUAAAAAUCCCUAAAUCCGCGCUGGGUUUUUAAUUAAAUCUGCUCCUCCCGAAGUGCAGCGUUGAUGUGACGUACACUGUUCACGGCUGAUCCAGGAUCAGCUCUUGUCUAUACGUAAAUACGUUUGUAUAUAAACUGUAUGAACUGCUAAACAGACUGGACACUGAGACUCUUGAUUAAAAAAAUAAUAAGUAUAAUAAUAAUUCAUAAGAAUGGAUUAUUUGCCAUUUUCUGUGCUGGUUGGUGCUGUAUGUGUUCAGCAACGUUUGAUUGAUUGAAGGACGUCGCGCAUGUGUCGUGAAGCACUGACCUGAGGACAGCAGGAUGGGACUCGCUCUCAGCAGAACACUGGAUGUGAACCGACACAAAUGAAUCUAUAAAUGGAAAUGGAUGAUUGUUUGUACUUUGGGAUGCAUCGAUACUGUUACUGGCGUCUGGGGUCAUCAGGUACAGAGCUGAUGUUGUGCUUAUUACAUUUUUUAAGAUGCUGUAUGGGGAAGUUACCACAAGGGGGCAUAAUGCAAGAACCCUAAUAUGAACAUCUUAACCAUGAGACUAGGUUGGAAAAAAUGUCUAGAAUGCUUACAGCUGAACCCGAAUCAGGAAAAAAACUGGUUUGCGUUUUACGAACAAAAGUAUGUGCACCCCUUGACCCGUUUUUGAUUCUAAACUAAGCUUGUGUUGAAUUGUAUGGAAUGUCUGUAGAGUGAGCUCCAUAAAGACAUGGUGAGUUGAGGUUAAAAGUGGGUCUGAGCACCUCUGGGUUGAAAGCAAGAACCAACGUCAGUAAUUCUCUUCUAGAUGAAUGAACACAAUUCCACACAGACACACACUGCCAAGUCAAGAACAAAAGUUAUCCUUACUUUUAUAAUGUGUAAAUUUUGCCACUAUAAAAUAUGAGAAUGACAUUGCAAAGGAUGUAGAACUUUUAAAAUGAGCUUUUUUAUUAUCAUUAUUAUUAGUAUUAUGUUUUAGGUCACAGAAACAACCGAAAACAGCUAGAAGAAAUGUGAUUAUGUGUAUCUGUGCUAUUUUUUUCUAUAUCUUUUGCUGUCAGGUUUGUAUAGUUGGUUAAAAUUAACCAAAAUUCAGUUCAAUAUGUUGCCUAGGUUGUGCUGAAAAAAAAAGUAUAUGUCACUCUGUACUGCACAAUCCUGAGCCAUAUACACUGUAUUUUUAUCUAAAAAAAAAAAAAGGUAAAAUGCUCUGUGUUUUAGGAGCUAACAAGCACAUACUGUAUGGGUGUGAUGGCCUGGGGUGCACAAACUUUUGCCCAAAAGAACUUGCAAGACACCUAGAAAGAACAGCGAACCUCCGAAUCUAGUAGGAUGAAUGCACAUGUACUGAUUAGGUUUAAAUCUGAGAAACAUAAACAGAGAUGAAAUGUUUUAUGAUGGAGAAACACAUCAGUAGUUUUGAUAUUUGUGUUUAGUGAGUGAAAAAAAAACCCAUUGUACUCGUACUAGCUCUGAAAUAACGCUAUCGAUGCA